AUCCACAACGAGACUCCAUUUCAAUCCUGCACGCUGGCAAGCCCCUCCUCUCGAAAUGUCGAAAACGGUGUCACAUGACGGCUCCGGUGACUACCGCACCGUACAGGAGGCCAUCGACGCCGUUCCUCUCCGAAACAACUCACGCAUUGUGAUCCGUAUACUUCCCGGCAUCUACAACCAGCCCGUGUAUGUCCCCAAGACCAAGAACCUCAUCACACUCACGGCUUGGCUUCCGGAGGACACUGUGCUGACAUGGAACAACACCGCCACCAAAAUCGAUCACCACCAGAAUCCUGACAUAAUCGGAACCGGAACUUUUGCAUGCGGGAGCACAAUUGUGGAAGGAGAGGACUUCAUUGCUGAGAAUAUCACUUUCGAGAACUCCUCUCCUGAGGGCUCAGGCCAAGCUGUGGCAAUGAGAGUGACAGCGGACCGGUGUGCCUUCUAUAACUGCAGAUUCCUUGGAUGGCAAGACACCCUAUACUUACAUUAUGGAAAACACUACUUGAAAGAUUGUUACAUUGAAGGAAGUGUGGACUUCAUUUUUGGUAACAGCACAGCUCUUUUGGAGCAUUGCCAUAUCCACUGCAAAUCGGAAGGUUUCAUAACUGCACACAAAAGAAACACAUGCGAGGAGCCAACAGGGUAUGUGUUCUUAAGAUGUGUGAUCACCGGAAACGGAGGUAGUACUCCGUACGUGUUUCUGGGGCGACCUUGGGGACCUUGUGGAAGAGUGGUGUUUGCGUUUACGUAUAUGGAUGCUUGUGUGAAACAUGUAGGGUGGAAUAACUGGGAUAAAGUAGAGAAUGAAGGGAGCGCUUGCUUUAAUGAAUACAGGUGUUUUGGACCUGGGAGUUGCCCGGAGAAACGAGUGAGAUGGGCUAGACAACUGGUGUGUGAGGAAGCAGAUCAGUAUCUCAGGCAUUGUUACAUCGAUCCAGACCCCCAGAAGUCUUGGCUUGCUGAGAGAACGGCGGCCCUUAGAAUACCACAUUCUGCAUAG
Molecule: messenger RNA, 1003 nt
Organism: Fragaria vesca subsp. vesca
Lineage: Eukaryota; Viridiplantae; Streptophyta; Magnoliopsida; Rosales; Rosaceae
Product: pectinesterase 31-like
Exons: 2
Coding region: 56-1003 (315 amino acids)
Biological process (GO): cell wall modification
Molecular function (GO): pectinesterase activity
Source: RefSeq, a predicted model, not a curated record